Solenopsis invicta (red fire ant) is the source of this 4588-nucleotide messenger RNA. RefSeq lists its product as uncharacterized. Lineage: Eukaryota; Metazoa; Arthropoda; Insecta; Hymenoptera; Formicidae. The transcript is spliced from 3 exons. The coding region runs from base 524 to 3259 and encodes 911 amino acids. The record is from RefSeq and is a predicted model, not a curated record.
AUUUAUGCGGUGUCCUCCAUCUCGUAAUUUGUUCCCUAUGGAAUUUAUGAAGCUUUGCGAGCGUUCGGAACAAAGCUAAUGGCCAAUCGGACGUGUGCCGACGCGGCGUAUUUUGAUGAAUUUUCGAUUCCCCGAUCGUUUUCGUGCCUAAUUUCGAGAAGAUCGUGUUGCACCUGACUACUGCCGGUAUCUGAGGCUCGUCAGCAAGAGUGGAACGUACAUUUUCAGUGUGAUUUGUCGGAGUGGAUCUCGGGCCGCUCAUCACGGUCACAUUUGUGAAUCCACGACGAGAAGCUCGUCUUUGCUUUGAGCAAGAUCGUAAAGAGGAAUCUUUGCAAGAAGAAAAGCAUAUUGGAUAUACACAAUUUUUAUAAAAAAUUAAAGGAGAAUUCUUUUGUAAAAUAGUUACAUACUCCUGUCUAUGAGUGUACAUUUCCAUACGUGCAUUCUUGUGUAUGACAUAAGUAUAUUACAUAUGCAAUAAUAAAGAUAAUUGUGCUUGAGUGAGCAAAUAUUAGCAAAGAUGAAAGGCAACAAUAGCAAAGACACUACUAUGAGCCCAAGAAAGGAAUUAAGACAUGAUAUGAUUACAUUUUUGUCGACAAAAAAAGACAAGCUUUUAUCUUAUCAAUUUAAAUUCCCCAUAACGCCAAUCAAUCAAUGUCCGCGAAAAAAUAAAUUUCAAUUUCAAUACAGAUCUAAAUCUUGGCUCUGUGAUACUAGCAAUGCAGUUAGUUGGCUAUCCUCACCAAAUUCGAGUUCGGACUAUAUUUCUUUUGACACAUACAAGUCAAUGCCAUCCAGAUCAGCUAAAAUAAUGAGAGCACUCAGCUCUACUUGUAGUUCCUUUCGUAAUGAGAGUACAGGAAUAAGGAAAUCAUUAAACUUUGACUCGACUCCAAGUCCAAAGAGGAACAGCAGUUAUGAUGGAAGUUCAACCAGUUCGAUCAACGCUGACACACCAUCGUCAAUAUUAAAUUCAAGCUCGACCGAUUCCAUCGACAGUAACGUUCCAAUUGCGUCUGUGGAAUCCAUCGAUGAAAAUCAGAAUCGAACGCCUCAACAAAAUCGAAAACGUGUCAAUAAAUCAAAUGAUAGAACUGACAGAAAAGACAAUAUUCGAUCAAGGACGUCUUAUUUAAUGUCGUUACUUGAAAAGGGACUGGAUGAAGGAAUCAAUAGACUAUCCAAUCGUGUUAUAACUACGAGUACACCCAGAAAUUUAGCUCAGGAAUUUAACCAAGAAAUAGGCCAUGAUAGACCACAUACACCUGAAAAUAUGAUAGAUGUAAUUCCAGAAAGUAUAAGUGCUAUUAAAAAGAGUCACAAGAAGGAUAAAUGGUACAGUCAUGAAGAACAGUCAUCUAUUCAGCGGAUGGAUGUUUCUCUACAAGAUGAUAACUCCAAUUCAAAAAUAAAGAAAACAGAUAUAAUUGCUAAAGCUAGUUGUAGCACUGCUGCUGAAAAUGAAUCUCAGAAAAAAAAUAGAAAUAUUAAAAGAACACUAAUCUACAAUGACGAAAGACCUGACGUUAUAUUAGAUUUUAAUCACAGUAUACAACAGAAAAUUAUGACAGAAUAUGAUUUAUUGCCAAGUGGAUUGGACAAAACGGAAACUGAAAUGCAAGAGAUUGAUUCUAAUGAUUGUGAGAGUCUUGAAGAAAGUAUGCAAGUUGAUGAUCUGAUCAAUAAUGAUAAAGAUCUUUCCAAGGAAAGUAUUUGUGAUAAAGAAACAAGAGAGUUAUCUUUGCAAAAAGAUUCAGGUAUUUGUAAUGUCAGUAUGAUAAAUGAGAGAAUGGAACAGGCUCCAGAAUGUAAUUCAAGUACUUCUCAGGAUGCUAAUAAAGUAGUUACACCUGAAAACCAUGUAAACAUGUUAAAGCAUGUAUUGACAGAAUCGAUUAAAAAAUCGCAUAAGAAGAUGAAACAUACAAAUAGAAAAACAUUAUUUAAAAUGAAAGAUCUUCAAAAAAUGGAAAAAGAAAUGGAAUUAACAGAAUCUGAAAUAUCCAUAGAAGAUGCUUGUCAUGAUACUCAAGAUAUUAACAAUCAGACUGCCGAUAUUAUUCACUUGUCAAGCCCAGAGAAUCUCGAAUUCGAUCGUCCAGGCACACCUGAAAAUGUUAGUUCAAGCAGACUCUUGGUGCUUGAUUUUAAUUCAGUUAAAAAGUCACAUAAGAAAGAUAAGCGUAGCAAAAAGACUUCCAGUUUUGUUGAACACUGUAAUUACGAAUAUCGUAAGAGAAACAGCAGAUAUGGAGAGGAAAACAUUGACGAAAUCUUAUAUAGGGAUAAGUUUCUUGGAUUAAAAGAUUCAUCUGACAUGCUGCCUAAAAAGAAGAAGAAGUCGAUAAGCACGUCCUUGCAUAGUAGUACACCCAAGGUACCAAGUGACUUCAAGCUUUUGGGAUGCAAAAAUUUAGAUGAGGAAUUUAAGAUUCAUACGCCUAUUAAAAAGCCGCCGAUCCUGCUUACUGUCACGAGUCAUGACGAGAUAUCGCAGGAAGAAAAUAAACUUGCACAAGCGACAUCAAAAGAGAUUGAUUGUUCUAGAUGUGUGACACCAGUUGGACGUUUCAAAGAAUUGAGGAAAAAAGAUCCUUCAUCAGAACGCGAUAACGUUAAAAAAUUGGAGACUAAUACAAGCGUUUCGAAAGUAGUGGAUACUCCAAAUCGAAAAGAUGAAAAUGGUAGAUCAACCCCGAUAAAUAUGUCGACGACAGAACUGCUUUGCAACGUAAAUUCUAUUAAAAAGUCACAUAAGAAAGACAAGCAUGAUCGUAACAAGAAACCGAUUUCAAAGAAGAAACGAUCAUAUGUCGAAGAAAAUAGGCACAGUAAAUUUGCAAAUAGUGAAAUAAUGUUGGAAGAAUGUUCUUUACCCUUGAUGCAUCACAAUUAUCGCGCUGAAAAAGAAAUUUGUAUUAUUAUGCGUGAUAAGGAAAAGAACGAAAGUUAUAAAGAGAUUGCUUAUGACGACCCUCAACCGUCCACGAGUCGAGGAGAUAAUAUUGAAAGUGCAAAAAAAACCACAAAAUCAAAGUAUCUGAAUACACCUCCAAAUAGCUCGGAUGCAGUGAAUUUAAGGAAAUUACUGUAUACAACUUCCAUUAAAAAGUCUCACAAAAAGGAACGCAACAUGAACGCACAAACUAAGUACAUUUUCAUGAGUCAGGAUCCCGAAUUAUCUGAUGAUGGAUCAAUAUUUGACGAAGCAGAUAGAUUGAAUUUUAUUGAAAACGAGAUAUCGACAAUGUAAUAGAUAAAUGAAAAGUAUUUCAUAAGAGGAAUGAUAUUAUCGCGAUAAGAAAAUAAACGUAAUACAUAAUGUGCCUUAAUAACAAAGCAUAGCAUUUUAUAAUAAGGGUUAUUUUUUGACAAAUUUGCAAAUCAAUAUUUUUGAUAAAUUUUUCAAUUAUCAGUAUUAAAUGUCUUUAACAGUAACUUUUGAAUUAAAAAGAUUUAGAAUUUAUCUUUAUAUUCCCUGCACAAUUUAAUUCAGUAAAAAAAAUGUUAAAGACUAUACAAAUCUUCUUGAAAUAUGACAUUGGAUGUUUGUUUAAGUAAAGCGAGUACUAACAUUAAUAAAUAUUGACUAUUAUUAAAAUUAUGAUCAUGUUCUUUGUAUAUUCUGCUUAUAAGUUUAGAAAUUUGUUAAGAAGACACUAUUUUAACUGUUACAAGAUGUAGCUGAUUUUUCUAGAAUUCUGUUCAAGAUGUAAAUUAAAUCAAAUAAACAAACAAUGCAACCGUUGUUUGAUUAGAAGGCAGUUUUAGAAAAAGCAGUGGUUUUUUUUUUAUAUCAUGAACAAAGGAUUCAAGUGAAAUUGCAGCAUCUUAUGGAUACAGUAGAAGUGCGAUUAUCUAAUAAUUUUAAGACAGUAGUUUAAGAUACAUAAUAGAUUUUUUAGGUGUUUAUAAUCUUAUAUUUAAGAUUGUCAUAAGUAUUAGUAUCUUGAUGCAUUACUUAAUGGUCUUGAAACAAAUAAGAUUAUAUAAAUACCAAUUUUAUAAAGGUACAUUUAAUCUUCUCGUAUAUUUCAUGACUGAGAUACAAUAUCCAUAACAUGUACAGUUUCUAAUUCUUGUAAGAAUUGUCAAUGUUAAACACAAAUUUAAUAUUUUGUAAGUUUAUUAGUUUUUAGAUUGUAUUGUUUUUAAAAUAUUUUUACGCGUAUAUAAAUCUGUUGCAUUAGAAUAAUAUUAGCAUUUGUAGAUUUUAUAUUCAUUUUUCUUGUUACAUUUUCGUAUAUAAUUUAUAUCAGAUAAGAUAUAUGUAUAAACAACUUAGGAAAAAUUGCAAUAAGAUAAAAGUUAAUACGUCGGUACUCGCGCUUAUUGAAUAUUACGCUUAGAUUAUCAUUGAUUUGACGUUUGAUCAGUUACAGUAAUUUUACUGACAUAUUCUAAGGAUUAAUUACAGCGGUAUAAAAAUUUAAAUACAAUUUAGAUAGUAAGCAUUACAAUUUAAGUUUAUUUUACCUAAAAACGAUUAAUAGAUAAGUGAAAGCAUGCAUAAUCCAUUAUCUCUCUGUAACGUCAUAUGUAAGAAAUUAAAAACAAAUUUUCUUUCGAUUGAUGUACUCUA